This is a messenger RNA of Nelumbo nucifera (sacred lotus), 1288 nucleotides long. Its product is annotated as glycosyltransferase family protein. The record is from RefSeq and is a predicted model, not a curated record. NCBI's taxonomy places the organism in Eukaryota, Viridiplantae, Streptophyta, Magnoliopsida, Proteales, Nelumbonaceae. Gene Ontology annotation, biological process: positive regulation of SREBP signaling pathway.
CGUAUUCUCCUCCCCUCUCCCUCGCAGCAGAGAUGGCGAGAUAUCGUUUGAAUUUUUAUCAGUUCCUCUUGAAUCUCCUUCUCCAAUUUCCCGCCAGAAACUUUGCAAUCAGGAGGGAUGUCAGUCUCCAAGAGAAACACAUUUGCCGAACUACAGUUCAGGGAAGAUAUCUUUUGUCUGAUGAUAAUGGUCAUGUGUGUGAUGCUCUGUCAGUGGAUCCAUGGUCUCGAUGCUGUCCACAAACAGGAGAAAAAUUCUCUUGUCAGGGAUGCAACCACCUUUCUCAGUGUUGCAACUCAUAUGAAUUUUGUGUUUCUUGCUGCCUAAAUCCAUCUAGGACACAAAAAGAACUUGCGUUAAAAGUGAAAAUUGCCAAACCAAUGACUGCAGGAACUUAUACAACUGUUUUUGAUUUCUGUUGUGGAAGGUGCCGUCAUAAUUCUGAGAGUGUGGUGCAUGAGAAUGCUUAUUCAAGUGAUUUCCAUCACUGCUUUUCUCUACCAUCAAAUUCUUCUGGCACUGUGGAUACUAAUUUGGAAGCAAGCUUGGCUGGUAUCAAUAUUGUAAUUGGCAGACAAGGGGAGUCUUGCAAUUCAGUUUGUCGAUCGAAGGGGCAAUCAUGUGUUCCAAACAAGCUUUUGGUGCUGAAUAAAUGUGAACUUUUGCAGAAAUAUAUGAGCUGCAACGGAGCAUGUUUAGCCAGCAUUGGAUCAGAUCAACCUGCAGAAGUUGUUGGUGAUGCUCCUAGACAUCUGAAUCCAGGAGCCUGCUUGUACACUAGAAUGCAAACAAUGCUUUCAUGUGAUGGCUCUCAUCAGUAUACCAAAAGACUUUGUCCUUGUGCAUAGUAUUCUUCCUUCACUAUAUUUUGGAGAAGUACGGACAGGCCCAAUGCAGAUUUCUGGUUUCCACUACAGAGCUAUAAACAUUCAAAAUGGCAACAAUCCACACUCUAUGCACCAACGCCCGCCCGUGAAUUAGCAUCAAGUCCAAGCUGGCACCUACCUAACAGUACUUUGUGCCUAUAAAUUCUGACCCUGGGCUGAACCGUCUUUCUCCGUAGAUAUUUGAUGCAUAACUGUUGAAUUAAUUGCUCAAUUUCAAUUCAUCCGGAGGUUGAUUGCCAAAGGACAUCUUAUUCAUUACCUUUGCCCUGUGUAGGGCUUUUUUAACCAUAUCAAGCGGUUUAUUGCCACCAUAUUGUUACAGCGGUAAUAAUAAUUUGUAUAAUUUCAAAGACUAAAAGUAGAAUAUUAUGGAUCAUGUUUUCUUAUUCUGUUUUUCAUCA